Lycium barbarum (goji berry) is the source of this 5068-nucleotide messenger RNA. Its product is annotated as myosin-11-like. The coding region runs from base 1 to 4596 and encodes 1531 amino acids. Gene Ontology annotation, cellular component: myosin complex; vesicle; cytoplasm. Gene Ontology annotation, molecular function: actin filament binding; ATP binding; microfilament motor activity. The record is from RefSeq and is a predicted model, not a curated record. The transcript is spliced from 37 exons. Gene Ontology annotation, biological process: vesicle transport along actin filament; actin filament organization. NCBI's taxonomy places the organism in Eukaryota, Viridiplantae, Streptophyta, Magnoliopsida, Solanales, Solanaceae.
AUGCAGAGCACUCCAGUAAAUAUCAUUGUAGGUUCUCAUGUGUGGAUUGAGGAUCAAAACAUUGCUUGGAUUGAUGGACAAGUAUCACAGAUUAAUGGACAGGAUGUUCAGGUCCAGACAUCUGAUGGGAGGACGGUUACAGUGAAUUUAUCAAAAAUAUAUCCUAAAGAUGAAGAUGCUCCUCCUGGUGGGGUUGAUGACAUGACCAAGUUAUCAUAUUUGCAUGAGCCUGGUGUCUUGCAGAAUUUGGCUACAAGAUAUCAACUCAAUGAAAUCUACACUUAUACUGGAAGUAUUCUCAUUGCCAUCAAUCCAUUCCAAAAGUUGCCUCAUUUAUAUGAUCGCCACAUGAUGGAACAAUACAAGGGAGCACCGCUUGGCGAAUUAAGUCCUCAUGUCUUUGCUAUUGCUGAUGCUGCUUACAGGCAAAUGAUAAAUGAAGGUAAAAGCAAUUCCAUAUUGGUCAGCGGUGAAAGUGGGGCUGGUAAGACUGAAACUACGAAAAUGCUUAUGCAAUAUCUUGCUUAUUUGGGUGGCCGUAGAAGCACUGAAGGUCGAACUGUCGAGCAGCAAGUUCUAGAGUCAAAUCCAGUACUUGAAGCAUUUGGCAAUGCCAAAACAGUUAGAAAUAACAAUUCAAGUCGUUUUGGUAAAUUUGUGGAGAUUCAGUUUGACAAAAAUGGAAGGAUAUCUGGUGCCGCUAUUAGAACUUACCUCCUUGAAAGAUCUCGUGUUUGCCAAGUUUCAGAUCCUGAACGCAACUAUCAUUGUUUCUACCUUCUCUGUGCAGCACCUCCGGAGGAGGUGGAAAAGUACAAGUUGGGGGAUCCUAAAUCAUUUCACUAUCUUAAUCAAUCAAGUUGCUAUAAUCUAGUAGGUGUAAGUGAUGCUCAAGAUUAUCUUGCAACAAGGAGGGCCAUGGAUAUUGUUGGCAUUAGUGAGAAAGAGCAGGAAGCAAUUUUUAGAGUAGUGGCUUCUGUCCUUCAUCUUGGUAAUCUUCAGUUUGCAAAGGGCAAAGAAAUUGAUUCAUCAGUUUUAAAAGAUGACAAAUCUAAGUUCCAUCUUCAGACUGUCGCAGAGCUUCUGAUGUGUGAUCUUAAGGAUUUGGAAGAUGCACUAUUGAAACGUGUAAUGGUCACACCUGAAGAAGUAAUAAAGAGAUGUCUUGAUCCUGAUGCUGCUACAGUUAGUAGAGAUGGUCUUGCUAAAACGAUAUAUUCUCGCUUAUUUGACUGGUUGGUGGACAAAAUAAAUAACUCGAUCGGUCAAGAUGCAAACUCAAAAUCUCUAAUUGGUGUUCUUGACAUUUAUGGUUUUGAAAGUUUUAAAACUAAUAGUUUUGAACAAUUUUGCAUUAAUUUCACAAAUGAGAAGCUGCAGCAACACUUUAACCAGCACGUGUUCAAGAUGGAACAGGAGGAAUACACUAGAGAAGAGAUCGAUUGGAGCUACAUAGAAUUUGUGGACAAUCAGGAUGUUCUGGAUCUUAUUGAAAAGAAACCUGGAGGUAUCAUCGCUCUUCUUGAUGAAGCCUGUAUGUUCCCCAAGUCAACUCAUGAAACAUUCUCUCAAAAGCUGUAUCAGACAUUCAAGGCCCACAAACGAUUUAUCAAACCGAAACUGUCUCGCACUAAUUUUACCAUUGCUCAUUAUGCUGGAGAGGUUCUAUACCAGUCUGAUCUAUUUUUGGAUAAGAACAAAGAUUAUGUUGUUCCUGAGCAUCAAGAUUUGUUAAGUGCUUCCAAAUGCUCAUUUGUGGCUGGCCUCUUCCCUCCUGUUCCUGAGGAGACAACUAAAUCAUCCAAAUCAUCAAAGUUCUCAUCCAUCGGUUCUCGUUUUAAGUUACAACUUACAUCAUUGAUGGAAACUCUGAAUUCUACGGAACCUCAUUACAUCAGAUGCGUGAAGCCUAACAAUCAAUUAAAACCUGCAAUUUUUGAGAAUGUUAACAUUUUGCAGCAACUACGUUGUGGUGGUGUUCUAGAAGCAAUUAGAAUUAGCUGUGCUGGCUACCCUACCCGUAAGACAUUCUUCGAGUUUCUGAACCGAUUUGGUCUUCUUGCUCCAGAGGUCUUGGAAGGGCAUGCCGAUGAAAAAGUUGCGUGCAAAAAGAUUCUGGAAAAUAUGGGGCUUGCUGGUGCUCAGAUUGGAAAAACAAAAGUUUUUCUCAGAGCUGGUCAGAUGGCUGAGCUGGAUGCACGCAGAGCACAGAAGCUAGCCCAUGCAGCUAAGACAAUCCAAAGGAAAAUUAGAACUCAUAUCGCUAGGAAAUACUUUCUUGCAUUGCAGCAGGCUGCAAUUUGCUUACAAUCCUCAUGCCGAGGAAGGCUUGCUUGCAAAGUGUAUGACAAUAUGAAAAGAGAAGCUGCUUCUAUCAGAAUCCAGACAAAAUUGCGUGGACACUUGGCCCGAAAGUCCUAUAAAGGACUCAAAAUUAAUGUCAUUGCUCUUCAGACAGGAAUCCGAGCAAGAGCUGCACGAAAGGAAUUCAGAUAUAAAAGACAAACCAAAGCAGCAAUUAAAAUACAAGCACAUUGGCAUGGUCACAGAGCCUCUUCAUACUACAAGAAACUCAUAAUUGCAUCAAUUGUGACACAAUGUAGAUGGAGGGGAAGGGUUGCAAAGAAAGAGCUUCGGAAACUAAAGAUGGCUUCAAGAGAAACAGGCGCACUAAAAGAAGCAAAGGAUAAGCUUGAAAAGCAGGUUGAAGAACUUACAUGGCGUCUGCAGUUGGAGAAACGUUUAAGGACGGACUUGGAAGAAGCAAAGGGCCAGGAAAUAACAAAGCUGAAGAAUUCCUUGGAAGAUGCGCAAAGCAAAGUGGAACAAACGAAUGCACUGCUCAUCAAGGAACGUGAGACUGCUCAGAAAGCAAUUGAAGAAGCAACCUCUAUCGUGGAAGAGAAGCCGGUUCUUGUUGAGGAUACGGAAAAGAUUGAUGCUUUAAAUGCAGAAGUGGAAAACUUAAAGCUGUCAUUGCAAUCUGAAAAGCAACGUGCUGAUGAUUCUGAAAGCAAGCAUGCUGAAGCUCAAGAAGCAAUAGAAGAAAAGCACAAGAAGUUGGAAGAAACUGAAAGAAAAGUCCAACAACUUCAGGAAUCAAUGAGCAGGCUCGAAGAAAAGCUCACCAACUUAGAGGGUGAAAAUAAAGUACUUCGCCAGCAGGCUCUGACAAUGGCACAGAACAAUAAAUUGCUGUCUGGACGGUCAAGAUCAAGUAUUCAGAGGACUGAGAGCAGCACAAGGAGUAGUAGCGUAGAUCUGCAUAGCACUUCAUUUUCAAGGGGGGAGAAUACUGAGGUGGAGGGAAGACCACAGAAAUCACUUAAUGAUAAACAACAGGAGUAUCAGGACUUGCUCAUCCGGUGUAUUGCACAGCACCUUGGCUUCUCUAAGGGCAGACCUGUUGCUGCCUGCAUUAUCUAUAAGUGCCUGAGGCAGUGGCGGUCAUUUGAAGUAGAGAGAACCAGUAUCUUUGACAGGGUAAUACAAACCAUUGGCCAAGCUAUUGAGACUCAGGACAACAAUGAUAUGUUAGCCUAUUGGCUAUCCAAUGCAUCCACUCUGUUGCUGCUGCUGCAGUGUACAUUAAAAGCUGGUGGUUCUGCUGGCAUUACCCCACAGCACAGGCGAUCAACAUCAGCCUCUCUAUUUGGGAGAAUGACACAGAGCUUUCGUGGAACCCCUCAAGGUGUCAAUCUUUCUCUCAUUGAUGGUGAUUCGUCUGGUGGAGUGGAUACCUUGCGCCAAGUUGAGGCCAAAUAUCCUGCUUUGUUGUUUAAACAGCAGCUAACAGCAUAUGUAGAAAAGAUUUAUGGAAUGAUCCGUGAUAAUCUUAAGAAAGAGAUUUCUCCACUCCUGGGAUUGUGCAUUCAGGCACCAAGAAUAUCCAGAGCAAGUUUACUUAAAGGGUCAACAGCACGUACACUUGCAAAUGCUGCUGCUCAGGAAAUUUUGAUAGCUCACUGGCAAGGAAUUGUCAAGAGCCUGGCUAACUUUUUGAACUUAUUGAAAGCCAAUCAUGUGCCUCCAUUUCUUGUGCGCAAAGUAUUUACCCAAGUCUUUUCUUUCAUCAAUGUCCAAUUAUUUAACAGCCUUUUGCUGAGAAGAGAAUGCUGUUCAUUUAGCAACGGUGAAUAUGUCAAAACUGGCUUGGCGGAACUGGAACACUGGUGCUACAAAGCAACUGAUGAGUAUGCAGGAUUAGCUUGGGAGGAGCUCAAGCACAUAAGACAGGCAAUCGGAUUUUUGGUCAUACACCAGAAGCCAAAGAAGACAUUGGAUGAAAUAAGUCAUGAUCUAUGUCCUGUGCUUAGCAUUCAACAACUUUACAGAAUCAGCACAAUGUAUUGGGACGACAAAUAUGGGACGCAUAGCCUUUCACCAGAUGUUAUAUCCAAUAUGCGUGUAUUAAUGACUGAAGACUCUAACAAUGCAGUCAGCAAUUCUUUUUUGCUUGACGAUGAUUCGAGCAUACCGUUCUCAAUUGAUGAGCUCUCUAAAUCAAUGGAUCAGAUUGAUAUUGCAGACAUUGAGCCACCCCCACUUAUUCGGGAAAAUUCAGGCUUCAGUUUCUUAUUGCCACGUGCAGACUAAUCGAUCUCAAAUCAGACUUCAGUCCUAUGAACUUGGCAUGGAGGAGUAUGAAUGUGUUGCUCAGCUCAGGCUCACAAAAGGAACAGAAGCGCCAGUAAUUGCGUGCAGCCAUUGGGGUGUACUAUGAGGGCGGCGGUGAAGAACUUUACAUAUAGUUGAACAAUUUUUGAAAAAUACAUAUCUAUACUAAAUUUGUGUCCACUGCUGCAAAGUAAGAGUGAAUGCAGUGAUACCUCUAUGCUAGUAAGAGGAAUCUACCCGUAAUACAUGAACAGGUGCCCGUUGCUUUUGUACUAAUCAACUAUAUGCAAUACAGAAUAGAAGAUCUUCAAUCUUCAUGCUCAUGUAUGUUUGGAACAUUUUGAGGGGAGUUUUGAGUUGUUGAUUUUUUUUUCCAACUUUCAUAUCAAUUAUGGAGAGAGAUUGAAAUGUCUUGUCAUGCAUAGCGGCGCGAAUUAUUGCUUAAAAUAAA